Messenger RNA from Telopea speciosissima, 571 nucleotides. RefSeq names its product GDSL esterase/lipase 7-like. The transcript has 3 exons. The coding region runs from base 16 to 432 and encodes 138 amino acids. Gene Ontology annotation, molecular function: hydrolase activity, acting on ester bonds. Lineage: Eukaryota; Viridiplantae; Streptophyta; Magnoliopsida; Proteales; Proteaceae. The record is from RefSeq and is a predicted model, not a curated record.
GCAAUUACUGAUAGAAUGCAAGAAAAGAUGUUUAAAACUUUCUCUAUUUCCCUUCUUUCACUUUGCCUACUUCUUCAUCUAUUCCAGGCAAAGUGCUCAAGUCCCCUUGCCCCUGCUCUCUACAUAUUUGGAGAUUCACUUUCGGACAGUGGAAAUAAUAAUUUCCUUGUCACAGUUGCGAAAGUGAAGUAUGACCCAUAUGGCAUAGACUUCCCAGAAGGUCCAACAGGAAGAUUCACCAAUGGCAACACAUGUGUGGAUUUUCUAGCUCAAUUUCUUGGGUUACCUCUUGCUCCUCCAUACUUGGGUCUUUCAGUGACUCAAAAGAACAACACAACAACUGGAAUAAAUUUUGCUUCUGGAUCAGCUGGUAUCCUUACAGAAACAGGAACUGCAGCAGGGGAUGAUCUUAGCCCUACAGACACAAAUUGAGUUGUUCCAAGAAACUGUUAACCUUUACUUACCAGGGAACUUCAAAACCAAAGAUGAGCUCUUGCAGUACUUAUCCAACUCCAUUUUUGUUGUAAACAUAGGCAGCAAUGACUAUAUCAACAACUAUCUCCAACCAGAA